This is a messenger RNA of Zophobas morio, 702 nucleotides long. RefSeq names its product adult-specific cuticular protein ACP-20-like. NCBI's taxonomy places the organism in Eukaryota, Metazoa, Arthropoda, Insecta, Coleoptera, Tenebrionidae. Bases 65 to 553 code for a protein of 162 amino acids. Gene Ontology annotation, cellular component: extracellular matrix. The transcript is spliced from 3 exons. The record is from RefSeq and is a predicted model, not a curated record.
UGUAUAUAAGGGGGAAGAAGGUGAGGAAUUGGCAGUGCAAACACAGGUCCUCUAGUACAACAACAUGAUCGCUCAAAUCGCAGCUUUGGUCUUCUUGGUGGCUUCGGCUAGUGCUGGACUAUCGUACUCGGCUGGAGGGCUCCAUGGGGGGAUAGCGCUUGGAGGGCUCCAUGGGGGAGUGGGGCUUGGAGGUUUGGGAGGCGGGCAUGGGAUCGCAGUGGCACCCAUCGCCAUCAAAGAGACUGUAGUGGAUUAUCACACCCCGGCUCAUUACGAGUUCAAAUACGGCGUUGAGGACCCUAAAACCGGCGACAACAAGGAGCAGUCCGAAGUUCGCGUCGGGGAUGUGGUCAAAGGGCAGUACUCGUUAGCGGAACCCGACGGUACCAUCCGCAUUGUCAAGUACACAGCUGACAAGCACAACGGGUUCAACGCUGUGGUGUCCAGGGUGGGACAUGCUGUUCAUCCGCAGUUGUUGGUAUCGAAAGCCAUUGCAGUACCCAUUGCUGUAGGUGGAGGUCAUGGGGGUCUAGGUUUGGGUGGUCACUACUAGGUUUGGGUCGUUCUAAUCGUCAUUGCUCUAUCAUCGUCAUCGCUGCGUCGUCGUUGCUCAUCUCUCAUCGUUUAUCUCUUGGAUAUUUCAAGAGAAUAUUUAUGUUGUAUAUAGUUAGUGUUGUGAGGAACAAUAAAUUUUUAUUGUGA